Neurospora tetrasperma FGSC 2508 is the source of this 867-nucleotide messenger RNA. RefSeq lists its product as uncharacterized. Gene Ontology annotation, biological process: error-free translesion synthesis; error-prone translesion synthesis. The record is from RefSeq and is a predicted model, not a curated record. Bases 1 to 867 code for a protein of 288 amino acids. Gene Ontology annotation, molecular function: DNA-directed DNA polymerase activity; deoxycytidyl transferase activity. Gene Ontology annotation, cellular component: nucleus. The transcript has 2 exons. NCBI's taxonomy places the organism in Eukaryota, Fungi, Ascomycota, Sordariomycetes, Sordariales, Sordariaceae.
AUGGCUCCUCCUAUCCAUCCUGAACAGCCGCCACCGGCAGAGCCAAUCCAUGCUGGCCGCGCGUUCGACCCGUGGAAUUCGGUAGCGGCCGGCCAUCAGCGAGCCGAAACUCGGGUGCCAACCGGGUGGCGCGAGUCUCGUGCCAGGAAACUGCAAAGUCAGUUCCGCGCCAGUUCUUCCGGUGGCGACCGAAUCUCGGACUCUGUUGGGGCUGGCGCCGAAGACUUUGACGAAAAGCGUGGCGUCUUGAUCCCAAAGGAGGUACGAGCUCGCGCACUGAACAGCGUUGCCGAUAUGCUACGUAAUCCUGGAACCAUGGCGACCAUGUCACAGACAACUUCGCAGUCACGGGCUCGUCUACAAGAACAGGGAGCGUCACAGAAUGGGAGUCAACCGGUUGAAGAGGAGGAAACUCGGGAAUCGGGUCCCACGCAACACGGGCAGAGGAAAGAGGAGGAAGGAGGAGGAGGCUCAAGCAACAUCAGAAAAAUCUUUGAUGGGUUGAACAUCUACGUCAAUGGUAGCACCCAUCCCCUGAUCUCUGAUCAUAAAUUGAAGCAAAUCCUUGCCGAGAACGGCGCUCGUAUGUCCAUUCAUCUCGGCCGCCGCCAGGUCACUCACGUCAUCCUAGGCAAACCGACUGGCCGAAAUACCGGCGCCGGUGGUGGACUCGCUGGCGGGAAACUGGAGAAAGAGAUCCGCAGAGUCGGCGGUUGUGGCAUCAAGUAUGUCGGUGUCGAAUGGGUUCUGGAAAGCAUCAAGGCAGGCAAGCGGCUGCCCGAGGCAAGGUUCGCCAACCUCAAGAUCGCGGCAAAGAGGCAGCAAAGCGUUCUUUCCGCCUUCUCGACGAACAAACCGCCAGCAUGA